Molecule: messenger RNA, 1071 nt
Organism: Corticium candelabrum
Lineage: Eukaryota; Metazoa; Porifera; Homoscleromorpha; Homosclerophorida; Plakinidae
Product: fibropellin-1-like
Exons: 1
Coding region: 1-1071 (356 amino acids)
Source: RefSeq, a predicted model, not a curated record
AUGGUCUUGGCUGUGACUUUCACGACGUCUGUUUCGAGUCCAACAUGUGAUGUCUGUGCUUCAGGAUGUACGGAUGAAAUUACUCUGAAGCCAAAUACCUCCAAAGUCUACAGAUUCGAUUGCGCGAACGAUCAAGUGCAAGUCGAACUGUAUUCUAUUCGUGUUGACGGUGGCACUAAUAAAUUUAUCGUUACAGUCGUGGAUGACGUGGAGUAUAGAUUCGACCUCAUCCGGGAACGAAGUCCUUCCUACAAUGGAUACCUCUCAACUGGCGGCGUCUUUGACGAAACAACGUGCUUUAACGAAAGCGCCGUGUUUACGUCCUUUAAGCAAUCGACCGCUUACGUUAUUAUCAAAUGUACGAACGAGUUCUCUAGCUGCCAGUUACGGACAGGAAUGAAUUAUUCGUGUGUAAUACCAUACGAUACGUGUAUGCUAAUAGAUUGUGGGCUCUACGGCACCUGUUACAGUGGAGAGUGCUUUUGUGAUGCGUUUGUCAGUGGAGAUAGAUGUCAAAUUCUGGAUGUGUGCUUUAAAGUUUACUGUCGUUAUCCUCGCGUCUGUAACGACAAAGGAGUGUGUGAAUGUGAACCUGGUUACACAGGAGAUCGAUGCCAAGAUAUCGAUUAUGAAUAUCUGUGCUCUGGCAUUUCUUGUGAUUCUCAUGGCUACUGUUACAGGGGACAAUGUUACUGUCAUACCGGUUACUUUGGAGACAGAUGCCAAUUUUUAUUUGGUACGUGCAGCGACGCUUCUUGUUUACAUGGCACCUGCGUUCGUCACAAUAGUGAGUGUAUCUGUGAUCCGGGCUAUAAUUACACUGAAGAUGGAUGCCAAAGAAUUGAUAAUAAUUGCAAUGGAAAUUCAUGUGACGAAAAUCCAUCAAAUAUCAUCAUUGGUUGCAGUGUUGCAGGAGGCGUUUUACUACUGUUGUUCCUAUCAAUUCUUCUGGUCGUUUUAGUCAAGAACAGAAGAAACAAGGGAGAGCAACAGAAGUCGCAGCAACGGUCGGUCAUGCCCGACCAAGCAACGUCUGAAGACCCAACGCCGUCUGCAAUUGACAUAACCUAG